AUGGUUUUGGAGUGUUUGUUGUGUGUGUUUUAUGUGUGUUUUUGGUUUUUGUUUGGUGUAUGUGGGUUUUUUGGUUUGUGUUUGUUUGUGUUUGAUUGGUUGUGGUUUGGUGUGGAUGGGGGUUGUGUUUGUUUGUUGUUUUUGUUUUGGUGUGGGUGGUUGUGUGGUUUUUGUUUGUUUGUUUGUGUGGGUUUGGUUGUUGUGGUUUUUGGUUUUUUUGGGUGGGUGUUGGGGGGGUUUUGUGUUAUGUUUGUUGAUGAUUUGGUUUGUUUGUGGGUGGGGGUGGUUUGUUGUUUUGGUGGGGUGGUGUUGUUUGUGGUUGGGGUGUUGGGGGGGGGGGUGUUGGUGGGGUUGUUGUGGGUUUGGUUGGUUGGUGUGUUGUUUUUGGUGGGGUUUUUUGGUGGAUUGUUGGGUUUGUUUGUGGGGUUUUUGGUGUGUUGUGGGUGGGGGGUGGUGUGUUGUUUUUUUGUUUUGUUGUUUUGUGGGGUUAUGGUUUGGUUGUUUUUGUUAGUGUGGUUUUGGUGUUGGGGGGUGUGUGGGUUUGUGUGUGUGGUGAUGGAUGUUUUGGUGGGGUUUGGUGUUUGUGGGUGGGUGGUUUUUUUUUUUGUGUUUUUUGUUAUAUGGAUGGGUUUUUUGUUUGUAUUGUUGUGUGUUUUUAUGUGUUGGUUGUGUUUGUUUGUGGGUUUGUUGGUUUUGUUGGUUUAUUUGGUUUUUGUUGUGGUGUUAUGGGGUUGUGGGGUGGUGGUUUUGGUUUUGGUUGUGGUUGUUGUGGGGUGUGAUGGUUGUUUGGUGUGUUGGGUGUUUUUUGGGUGUUUUGUUUAG
This is a messenger RNA of Knipowitschia caucasica, 822 nucleotides long. Lineage: Eukaryota; Metazoa; Chordata; Actinopteri; Gobiiformes; Gobiidae. The record is from the annotation of a GenBank genome assembly.